UUUGAUCUCUGGCAAUGGUCAUUUUUCAAUUGUUUUUGCAAAUGAAAAGUUUCUAUUUCUUUAUCUUAUUAAUUCAAGAAAUUGAGGAUUAUUAAAACUGUAGCUACAGGGACACAAUUGUCCAUUAAACCGCACAAUGGACCCACCGACAUCGUCGUCAGACCUCAAGUUAUUGAAGCGUCUAGAAAGUAAAAGGAUAAACGAAGCUCUCGAAAGAGAACGCCAUAAAGAAGAAUUAAAAUCCAAGGAAACACCAAGUGAGAAACGUGCACGUCGCUUAAAGGAAAAAAAUGCCAAAGAAGCUAGACGUCGCGAACGAAUGGGUUGGGACACCGAAUACCAACAUUACACUAACCAGGAUAAUCCCUUCGGUGAUGCCCAUUUAACAUCGACCUUCGUUUGGAACAAGAAACUCAAAAAAGAAGGCUUCAAGAAUGUUGCCCCCGAAGCCGUGGAAGUGAUGCAUCGCCAGAAACAAGUUGAAAAUAAGAAGGAACUCGAGAAGGUGAAAAAGAGGCGCAUAAAGAGGGAAAUGGAGAAACAAAUGCGCGAAGAAGAAAUGCAGAUGCUGCAACGUUCCCGGGAAGCUACAAAGUUUGAAGAGUGGGAAAAACAGGAAGAUAUGUUCCAUUUGAAGCAGGCCCGUCUACGUAGUUCCAUUCGAAUUCGCGAUGGAAGAGCGAAACCAAUUGACUUACUCGCUCAAUACAUUUCCAAUUCCAACUUGGAACAAACUAUCGAGAUGCAGAUGCACGAACCGUACACCUUUCUCAAUGGCUUGGAUAUUCAAGAUCUAGAGGAUCUCCUGGUAGAUAUUGAGGUGUACAAAGAUUUGGAGAAGGGAUCAAAUUCAGACUUUUGGACUGACAUGACCGAGAUUGCCAACGAUGAACUCCAGAAACUCCGCAAAAUUAAACUUGGCCUUGAGGACGACACUCAAAUCGGCAGGAGGGAAGGAAUACACAAGAGUGUAUCAAAGGAAGUGUCUGAUGUAUUUCGAGGCAAGUCUGCCCAGCAGCUGGAUGAGCUAAGGAACAAGAUCGAAACCAAGAUAAUGAGGAAAACUGAUGGCGUCGACAUAAGCUACUGGGAGAGUUUGUUGUCCAAGUUAAAGGCCCACAUGGCCAGGGCAAGAUUGCGAGAUAAACAUCAAGUAAACCUCAGACAAAAGCUGGAGUUGUUGAAGAACUCAUCUUUCGACGAACCAACUCCAAAAUCUACUUUUGUAAAUUCGAAUUCGAAUGUUGAUGAGAAAUUGGACCCCAACUCAGCUGAUGACACCAACGAUGACGAAGCAGACGACGAAAACGCUACCAAACUUACCGACGAACCUCCUUCAGACGCAUGCUUGGACCUCUACAAUGACGGAUGCUACAGUCCUCCAUACCUAACAAUGGACGAAGUCGAAAGUGGUAAAGUAAUCUCAGCGAAGAAGGCUGAAGAGAAAAUAGAAGCACUGCGAAAAUCACUCGUCCAGGCGAGCUUCGCCGAGAAUGCCAUGAGUCGAGAGGAUCAGCUACUUCACGAGGAAGCCCGGAAGGGCAUGACCGAUGAUGAGGCGGUAUUUUCGGUUGAAACCAAACUCGAAUCACAGGUUUAUCUGUGGUCAGAUAAAUAUCGUCCCAGGAAGCCUCGAUACUUCAAUCGAGUCCACACAGGAUUCGAAUGGAAUAAGUACAACCAAACCCAUUACGAUAUGGACAAUCCUCCUCCCAAGAUCGUUCAGGGUUACAAAUUCAAUAUAUUCUAUCCGGACUUAAUAAAUCAGGGCUGCACUCCGCAAUACUUCCUGACAACGUGUGCCGAUAAUAAUGACUUUGCUGUUCUGAGAUUUCAUGCUGGACCACCUUAUGAAGAUAUAGCAUUUAAAAUUGUGAAUCGAGAGUGGGAAUUCAGUUACAAGCGUGGUUUCCGAUGCCAGUUCCAGAAUAAUAUAUUUCAAUUGUGGUUUCACUUCAAACGUUACAGAUAUCGUCGUUAAACCAACCGAAAAGACAGAGGUCUGUUUGUGUAUCAUUUUAUUUUUUGCACCAUCAAAUAUUUCACAUAGAACAGAAAACGCUGCAUGCAAGCGCUAUAGUUUUUAAGUUAUUAUUAUGUACAUUUAUGUAAUAUUAAUAAAUAAUAAAAUAUACGUCAAGACAGUGACAUACUAACCUA
Molecule: messenger RNA, 2160 nt
Organism: Eupeodes corollae
Lineage: Eukaryota; Metazoa; Arthropoda; Insecta; Diptera; Syrphidae
Gene: cactin
Product: splicing factor Cactin
Exons: 1
Coding region: 137-1981 (614 amino acids)
Biological process (GO): mRNA cis splicing, via spliceosome
Cellular component (GO): cytoplasm; spliceosomal complex
Molecular function (GO): protein binding
Source: RefSeq, a predicted model, not a curated record